Molecule: messenger RNA, 849 nt
Organism: Rhizopus microsporus ATCC 52813
Lineage: Eukaryota; Fungi; Mucoromycota; Mucoromycetes; Mucorales; Rhizopodaceae
Product: general transcription factor IIH
Exons: 6
Coding region: 1-849 (282 amino acids)
Biological process (GO): nucleotide-excision repair; regulation of DNA-templated transcription
Cellular component (GO): transcription factor TFIIH core complex; transcription factor TFIIH holo complex
Source: RefSeq, a predicted model, not a curated record
AUGAAAGACGUCUCUACCAGUGAAGACGAUUCAAAUCUACUUGUAAUCAUUCUUGACACAAACCCAUUUGCAUGGAAUGAUUCAGCAAAAGCUAAAGUUCCAUUAUCUUUGGACGAUGCUUUAAAUCAAAUCCUUGUCUUUGUUAAUGCCCAUUUAUCACUUAAGCAUAAUAAUAGUGUUGCGGUCAUAGCCAGCCAUGUUGGUCAUAGCAAGUUUCUGUAUCCAUUACAUGAAGAAAUGAGUAUGAAUGGAAGUAGAAGAGAUGCGAAUAUAUAUCCUAUAUUUCAAUUUGUGACAGAACAAGUAGUAUCCAACCUUCAGAAGCUAUUCAAUACAGAUACAGACUUUUUAAAAAGAGACACAGGAUCUAUGCCGACAAUUACAGGAGCCUUAUCGAUGGCAUUAUGUUAUAUCAAUCGUAUCACUAAAUUGGAUGAUGAAGGAUAUAUUAAACCUAGAAUAUUGGUAUUAUCCGUGUCGCCUGAUUCAGCCUUUCAAUAUAUCCCAUUGAUGAAUUGUAUAUUUUCAGCACAGAAAGCAAGUAUUCCAGUAGAUGUGUGCAAGAUCUAUGGAGAAGAUAAUGCCUUUUUACAACAAGCAUCCAAUAUCACAGGUGGCGUCUAUGUUCGAGUGGAUAAUGCUCAAGCAUUAUUGGAAUAUCUCUUGAUGGCAUUCCUGCCUGAUAGAUAUUCACGUAACUUCUUAAACCUACCAACACAAGAUCAAGUUGAUUUUAGAGCAGCUUGCUUUUGUCAUAAACAAAUUGUUGAUAUUGGAUUUGUUUGCUCUGUGUGUUUAUCAAGUAUAUUAUUCUGUAAAUGGUCUCCUGUUUGUUCUACUUGCAAGUAA